This is a messenger RNA of Cyphellophora attinorum, 729 nucleotides long. RefSeq names its product Disulfide-bond oxido YfcG. NCBI's taxonomy places the organism in Eukaryota, Fungi, Ascomycota, Eurotiomycetes, Chaetothyriales, Cyphellophoraceae. The record is from RefSeq and is a predicted model, not a curated record. The transcript has 5 exons. The coding region runs from base 1 to 729 and encodes 242 amino acids.
AUGUCGGGCAACCCUCCUUUCCAUAAUCUGACGUACUACACCUUCGGAACUCCCAAUGGCCUGAAGCCCGCCAUUGUGCUAGAGGAACUUGGACUGCAGUACAAGGUCGAGAAGGUCGACAUCACCAAGAAUACUCAGAAGGAGCAAUGGUUCCUGGACAUUAACCCGAAUGGACGAAUCCCAGCCCUCAAGGACGGAGACCUUCGCGUCUUCGAGACCGGAGCGAUCAUGCUGUACCUGACCGACCGCUACGACAAGGAAGGAAAGCUCAACUACCCGCAAGGCUCGCGUGAGUACUACGAAGUCCUGUCCUGGUUGAUGUGGCAGAUGGGCGGCCUGGGACCAAUGCAGGGUCAAGCCAACCACUUCCGAGCUAUGGCUGGAGCCUACUCCGAGUACGGUAUCAAGCGCUAUAUGGACGAGACUGCUCGCCUGUUCGAUGUUCUGGAAUCGCGACUGAGUCAUGCUGACUGGCUUGCUGGCGAGAAGUACACGCUCGCUGACAUUGCAUCCUACUCCUGGGUUCGUGCCGGACCAGUGUUCCUCGACAUGGACAUCAAGAAGUGGCCAGGAAUCGAGAAAUGGGUCAAGCGCAUUGGUGAACGUCCUGCGGUUCAGAAGGCUCAAACGAUUCCGGAGGGUACUCGAAGCGCGGAGGAGCUAAGCCAGAUGGCCAAAGGCAUGCGUGACCGCAUCGACGGCAUGAAGGAGACCAAGAGAGACUCGUGA